AUGUUGUCGUAUCUCUACCACACUUCAAACUACUUUGCCUUCCAGCGGGGUUCUUUGCCCACGAUUAGCAAUCCACCACUGAUGCUGAACCUUCUUUUGUCUGCUUCGAAGCGGGCUCUCGUCCGUCCUCCUGUGAAGCACCUUUUUGCUGCACCUAUGCGUGCCCAGCCCACUAGUCUUGCUGUUCCUUCUCGUGGUAUGAAAGUUGGAGCCUCUGUCAAGAAGUACUGCGCUCACUGCUACAUUGUUCGCCGCAAGGGCCGCGUUUACGUUUACUGCAAAUCAAACCCCAAGCAUAAACAACGCCAGGGUUAA
Wickerhamiella sorbophila is the source of this 315-nucleotide messenger RNA. Its product is annotated as 54S ribosomal protein RTC6, mitochondrial. The record is from RefSeq and is a predicted model, not a curated record. Lineage: Eukaryota; Fungi; Ascomycota; Dipodascomycetes; Dipodascales; Trichomonascaceae. Gene Ontology annotation, cellular component: ribosome; mitochondrial large ribosomal subunit. Gene Ontology annotation, molecular function: structural constituent of ribosome. The transcript is spliced from 2 exons. The coding region runs from base 1 to 315 and encodes 104 amino acids. Gene Ontology annotation, biological process: translation; ribosome biogenesis.